GUAACGUUACUGAACUUCAUGAUAACUUCAGAAGGAAUACAGGAUCAGCUUCUUGGAAUUGUAGUUGCAAGAGAGAGGCCAGAUCUUGAAGAGGAAAAACAAGCCCUCAUCCUUCAAGGGGCUGAGAAUAAAAGGCAGCUAAAAGAAAUAGAAGACAAGAUUUUAGAAGUUCUUUCAGCCUCAGAAGGAAAUAUUUUGGAGGAUGAAACUGCUGUUAAGAUAUUGUCUUCUUCCAAAGUUCUGGCUAAUGAGAUUUCUGAAAAGCAAGCUUUAGCUGAAGAGACAGAAAAGAAGAUUGAUGCUACUCGUAUGGGCUAUCGUCCUAUUGCUAUCCAUUCGUCAAUCUUGUUUUUUUCUAUUGCUGAUCUAGCCAACAUUGAGCCAAUGUACCAGUAUUCACUCAUGUGGUUUAUUAACCUUUUUAUCAUGUCUAUAGAUAAUUCGGAGCGAUCAGAAGUUUUACAAACAAGGUUGAAGAUUCUCAAGGAUCAUUUUACUUACUCACUUUAUGUCAAUGUCUGUCGCUCCCUUUUUGAAAAGGACAAGCUACUCUUCUCAUUUUGUCUAACUGUGAAUCUCCUGAAAUAUGAAAGAUUGAUUAAUGAAAAUGAGUGGAAAUUUCUGUUGACUGGAGGCAUUGGUUUGGACAAUCCCUUUUCUAAUCCAUGUACCUGGCUUCCUCCAAAAUCAUGGGAUGAAAUUUGUCGACUAGAAGAUUUGCCAGGCUUCACAAACAUUCGUACGGAUUUUACACGACUGAAGGAUGGGUGGAAAUUGGUAUAUGACAGCUUGGAUCCCCAGCAUGAGGAUUUACCUGCAGAGUGGCAAGAAAAGUUGGGGGAGUUCCAAAGGAUGCUUAUCAUUCGCUGCCUGAGACCUGACAAAAUAAUACCAAUGGUGCAGGAAUUUAUCAUUCACAACCUGGGCCGUCCAUUUAUUGAGCCACCUCCGUUUGAUUUAUCAAAAGCAUUUUCUGAUAGUCAUUCUUGUGCACCACUGAUAUUUAUACUUUCUCCUGGUGCUGACCCCAUGGCAGCCCUUGUGAAGUUUGCUGAUGAUCAGGGAUAUGGUGGUGCAAAGCUUAGUUCUCUGUCACUUGGUCAAGGCCAAGGCCCAAUAGCCAUGAACAUGAUAGAGAAGGCAGUAAAGGAAGGAACAUGGGUAGUUCUACAAAAUUGCCAUCUAGCGAGUUCAUGGAUGCCUAUACUGGAAAGAGUCUGUGAGGAGCUAAAUCCUGAUACAACUCAUCCAGAUUUCCGAAUUUGGCUCACCAGUUACCCUUCUGCCACGUUCCCAGUCUCUGUACUUCAGAAUGGAGUGAAGAUGACUAACGAAGCACCAAAAGGUUUACGGGCCAAUAUAAUUCGUUCAUACCUGAUGGAUCCAAUAUCUGAUCCCGACUUUUUCAACAGCUGCAGAAAACCUGUUAGUAGUUUCAAGACAUUGCUGUACGGCCUCUGCUUCUUCCACGCAGUAGUGCAAGAAAGACGGAAUUUUGGACCGUUGGGUUGGAACAUACCAUACGAGUUCAAUGAGACUGACCUGCGCAUCAGUGUGCAGCAGCUGCACAUGUUCCUUGACCAGUAUGAGGACGUGCCAUAUGAUGCUCUUCGCUAUAUGACUGGAGAAUGUAAUUAUGGUGGCAGAGUCACUGAUGACUGGGAUCGGCGUACGCUCCGUAAUGUUCUAAACAUGUUCUAUUCCUCGGAAAUUAUUACAAAUGUUGAUUACAAAUUUGAUCCAAGUGGCCUUUAUUUUGCUCCUCCUGAAGGAGAUUACCAAAGCUAUAUUGAAUAUACAAAGACCCUUCCACUGAAUCCUUCCCCAGAGAUAUUUGGAAUGAACGCAAAUGCUGAUAUUACCAAGGAUCAGUCAGAAACGCAACUGUUAUUUGAUAACAUUCUUCUUGCACAGGCAUCUGGUGGUGGUGCAAAAUCCACUGAUGAAGUUGUUCAUGAAGUCACAGGUGACAUCCUGAGCAAACUUCCACCAAAUUUUGACAUUGAAGCAGCAAUGAGAAGAUAUCCAACCACUUAUACUCAAAGCAUGAAUACUGUGCUUGUCCAAGAGAUGGGUCGCUUUAACAAGUUAUUGCAGACAAUAAGGGACUCCUGUGUUAACAUCCAAAAAGCAAUAAAGGGGCUAGUAGUGAUGUCUGCUGAACUGGAAGAAGUGGUAAACAGCAUUCUGAAAGGCAAAAUUCCGGGACUGUGGAUGAGUAAGUCUUACCCAAGCCUCAAACCUCUGGGCAGCUAUGUGAAUGACUUCCUUAGUAGACUGAAGUUCUUACAGCUCUGGUAUGAAAAUGGACCUCCACCAGUCUUCUGGAUUUCAGGACUCUUCUUCACUCAAGCAUUCUUAACAGGUGCCCAGCAGAACUAUGCCAGAAAAUACACCAUUCCAAUAGACCUACUAGAAUUUGACUAUGAAGUGCUGGAAGAUAAAGAGUAUGAAAUUGCUCCUGAAGAUGGGGUCUACAUUCAGGGAUUGUUCUUGGAUGGAGCGCGCUGGAACAGGCAAACUAAGAAGCUAGGAGAAUCUCAUCCAAAAGUCCUCUAUGAUACAGUACCUGUGAUAUGGCUAAAGCCGUGUAAGAGAGCAGACAUUCCACAGCGACCAAGUUACCUGGCCCCAGUGUAUAAGACCAGCGAGAGAAGAGGGAUCCUGUCAACUACAGGCCAUUCCACCAACUUUGUCAUCGCAAUGACUCUCCCAUCUGACAAACCACAAGAACACUGGAUCAGACGGGGUGUGGCGUUAUUAUGUCAGCUUAACUCAUAA
Antrostomus carolinensis (chuck-will's-widow) is the source of this 2781-nucleotide messenger RNA. Its product is annotated as dynein heavy chain 7, axonemal-like. Gene Ontology annotation, molecular function: dynein light intermediate chain binding; minus-end-directed microtubule motor activity; dynein intermediate chain binding. The record is from RefSeq and is a predicted model, not a curated record. Gene Ontology annotation, cellular component: dynein complex. NCBI's taxonomy places the organism in Eukaryota, Metazoa, Chordata, Aves, Caprimulgiformes, Caprimulgidae. The transcript is spliced from 16 exons. The annotation marks the transcript as partial. Gene Ontology annotation, biological process: microtubule-based movement.